Molecule: messenger RNA, 1416 nt
Organism: Ostreococcus lucimarinus CCE9901
Lineage: Eukaryota; Viridiplantae; Chlorophyta; Mamiellophyceae; Mamiellales; Bathycoccaceae
Product: ABC(membrane) family transporter (Fe-S assembly/SufBCD system)
Exons: 1
Coding region: 1-1416 (471 amino acids)
Biological process (GO): iron-sulfur cluster assembly
Source: RefSeq, a predicted model, not a curated record
AUGCUCAAUAAGCCCUACAAGUGGGGGUUCAGCACGGAUGUCGACACGGAGACGAUUCCCGCUGGAUUGAACGAAGAAGUCGUGCGCAUGAUCUCUGCGAAAAAAGAAGAGCCCGAGUGGAUGCUCGACUUUCGAUUGAAGGCGUUCCGUAAGUGGUUGACGAUGGAGGAGCCGGAUUGGAGCGACAAUCGCUAUCCGCAAAUCGACUACCAGGCGUCGUCGUAUUACAGCGCGCCAAAGUCGAUGGAGAAGAAGAAGAGCUUAGAUGAGGUCGAUCCGGAGUUAUUGGCCACGUUCGACAAGCUCGGAAUUCCACUGAACGAACAAAAGCGAUUGACGAACGUCGCCGUGGACGCGGUGUUUGACUCCGUGUCCAUCGGGACGACGUUCAAGGAAGAUUUGCUCAAGGCUGGGGUGAUCUUUUGCUCCAUCUCAGAGGCGGUGCACGAGUACCCGGAAUUAGUCAAGCAAUAUCUCGGAUCGGUAGUGCCGGUGGCGGACAACUAUUUCACCGCCCUGAACAGCGCGGUGUUUAGCGACGGCUCCUUUGUGUACAUUCCCAAGGGCGUCGUAUCGCCGAUGGAACUGUCGACGUACUUCCGCAUCAACGCCGAAUCUUCGGGUCAAUUCGAGCGCACGCUCAUCGUUGCUGAAGACGACUCUUAUGUGAGCUAUUUGGAAGGCUGCACGGCCCCGGCGUAUGACGAGAACCAGUUGCACGCCGCCGUCGUCGAGAUUAGCGCGGGGAAAAACGCUGAAGUGAAGUAUUCGACGGUCCAGAACUGGUACGCGGGUGAUGAGGACGGAAAGGGUGGCAUUUACAACUUUGUCACGAAGCGUGGCUUGUGCAAGGGGGACAACUCGAAGAUUUCGUGGACUCAAGUCGAAACUGGCUCGUCCAUCACGUGGAAGUACCCGUCCGUCGUGCUCGCGGGAGACAACUCGAUUGGUGAGUUCUACUCAGUCGCUUUGACGAACAACGCACAGCAAGCGGACACUGGGACUAAGAUGAUUCACAUCGGUAAAAACACGCGGAGUCGCAUCGUGAGCAAGGGAAUUAGCGCCGGUAAGAGUAAAAACGUAUACAGAGGUUUGGUGCAAGUGGGUCCAAACGCCUCCGGCGCGCGCAACUACUCUCAAUGCGAUUCGAUGCUCAUCGGCGAUAAGGCCGGUGCGAACACGUAUCCAUACAUCCAAGUCAAAGAACCGAGCUCUCGCGUCGAGCACGAAGCGAGUACAUCCAAGAUUGGUGAGGAUCAAUUGUUCUACUUCCAGCAACGUGGCAUCUCUCCGGAGGAAGCCGUCGGCGUCAUCAUCUCUGGCUUUUGCCGAGAAGUCUUCAACGAACUACCUUUAGAAUUCGCGGCCGAAGUCAACCAGCUCAUGAGUCUCAAACUCGAGGGAUCGGUGGGCUAA